ACGUGAACCAUACGUACCUACAGUGCUCGGAAAGGAAUCGUAAAGAUAGUAACCGGUUACUGUGGUACUUUGCAUGAGUAUUGGGCACGUGUGUAACAGUCGCGACGGACUCGAACGGUUUCAACAAACACAUAAUCACAUAGGAAAUUAUAGACCGAGCGUAUGCCUGGGUGGGAAUAAUUUGUGGACGAUUCAGUGUGCGAAAAUUAUUUUUCAAACUGUCGAUUUCGUUCAACUUUUACCCUUUCAGCACAGAUCGCGAAGACGCGGAAUUCCGAACUCCCUCCGAUCAAGGAGAGUGCCGAACUGCGAUCCAGCGAUCGCGGAACAGACUCGGAGUGAUUGCAGAGCCUCUGCAAAUGCUAUUUCUGGAUCGCGUCUGUGUCGUGGAAGUGAUUGUGCACAACUGCAGGCUGCAGGCUGCGGUUUCCGAGUGUACGAUUGACUUUUUUCAAAUAAAAUGGAAGUCAAACGUCUCGGCCGAGAGUCCGAGAGUUCCGACGACAGCGAUCUCGAGGUCGAACAUCCACUGAUUCGGGACGCCGUCGAGAAGCCGAAGUCCCGGAAUCCUGACUUCGUCAAGCGGAACCGGCGGAUGGACGUCGAGGGCGACCUGCGAUUGGAGUUAAUGACGAAGAGUAAACGUCAAGGAUGGCGUCGCUUGCUGAUCGGUAGCAUCGUCGCUAUCGUCGUAAUCGCUCUGAUAAUAGCGGCGGUGUUUCUCCUAACCGGCAGCCCCGCCGAUUCUUCAUCCGAUUCGCCAUCAGCCUCGGGAAUCACUCUCGAAGAAUGGCUCGGAGGAUCCCUCGCUACGAAGAGUUUCAACGGCACCUGGCUAAGCGGUAGUGAAAUUCUAUUCCAAGACGAAAGUGGAAACUUGGUGAUUCGCAACGUGACCUCGGGUACUUCGAGGACAAUACUAGAAGUAACAAACAUGAUCCUGGCUAUCAGUUUCGACUACGAGAUUUCGGCCGAUCGUAACUACCUGCUGCUCGCUUCCAAUUAUCACAAGUUGUAUCGUCACACUUACUUGGCCCACUACACGAUCAUCAAUCUGCAAACUCUCGAGCAGACAAGCCUCUCGCGAAACAACGUGAGCAUUCUUCAACUGGCGACUUGGGGACCACAGGGAAACAGCUUGGUCUACGUGUUGCAGAACAACAUCUACUACCGGCCACAGGCGGAAAUAGAAACCGAUUACGAGCUGACAACGGACGGAGUUUUCGGAACGAUAUACAACGGAGUACCGGACUGGGUUUACGAGGAGGAAGUCUUCAGCUCUAACAAGGCCCUCUGGUUCUCCCCGAACGGUUCGGGGCUGGUAUUCGGUCACUUCGACGACACGAGUACUCCGGUAAUGCACAUACCGUACUACGGUUACCCUGGGAGUCUUUCGUCGCAGUACACCUCCUCGAUCCCGAUCCACUAUCCGAAGAGCGGGACCACGAAUCCGACCGUAAAACUGUUCUACGUCGAUCUCGAGCUCGCCGCGGCCGGAAACGUAACGCUGGUGGAAAUAUCACAUCCAUCUCAGCUGGACAGCGACGAGCGGAUUUUAGCCGCUGUCGCUUUCCCGACCAAUAAUCUGAUUUCUGCUACCUGGAUGAACCGCGUGCAGAACAUUGCCUACGUACAGCUUUGCGAGCCAUCGACGAACACCUGCGCCACGGGCUUGUCGCACGCGGAAACCGCCGGUUGGGUCGAACAAUUCGAACCGCCGAUAUUCAGCAGCGACGGAACCGCAUUUCUCCUGAUUCUUCCCCAGGAUCAGGGUGACUCCGGAGCCUGGCGACAUCUCACGAUGAUAACAAACGCCACUUCCGGUUCACCGGUUUCCACUGCCCUAACAUCCGGCACCCACGUCGUCACCGAGAUACUUUCCUGGGACGAAGACAGCUCGUUGGUAUACUACCUGGCUACCGCAACUUCAGACCCGGCUCAGCAGCACCUGUACAGAGUGAACAUAACGACGACGGAUUUCACGGAGGAAUGUCUCAGCUGCGGGGUGAAGUCUUCGAACGAGGAAACUGACUGCCUUUACAAUACGGCAAAACUAUCUACCGACAAUUCCCACUACAUUCUCACCUGCGCGGGUCCGGGUGUACCGGAAAUAUCGGUUUACUCCAAGGACACCACCAUGAUAUACUCAUGGGAAGACAACUCGGACGUGGCCGAAGUCGUAGCUGCGAAAUCUCUGCCCGAUGUCAAAAGGUACACAGUUCCUGUUACCGGCGGCUUUGAAGCUCAGGUCCGACUUCUUAUUCCGCCGAAUGCCGAUCUGACCGGCAACACGAAGUAUCCGAUGCUCGUCUAUGUAUACGGUGGUCCCGACUCUUAUCAGGUCACGGAGAGGUUCAACGUUGACUGGGGUUCUUAUCUAGUUACAAACAAGAGCAUCAUCCACGCUGCCAUUGACGGCAGGGGUUCCGGAUUAAAGGGAAACAGCAUGUUGUUCGCCGGUUAUCGCAACCUCGGGACAGUCGAGAUCUACGACCAAAUCAACGUUACGAAAUAUCUCCAAGAUAAUCUCCCCUUCAUCGACUCGACCAGAACUGCAAUUUGGGGAUGGAGUUACGGCGGUUACGCGACCGGAAUGAGCUUAGCGCUCGACUACGACGGUGUUUUCAAAUGCGGGAUGUCCGUAGCUCCGGUGACGGACUGGGCUUUGUAUGACUCGAUCUACACCGAAAGAUUUAUGGGACUCCCUACGGUGGCUGACAAUAUUGUAGGAUACGAAGGAGGGCAGCUCUUGAACAAGGCCGACAAUAUAAGAAACAAGGACUACUAUCUCAUCCACGGCACUCUCGACGACAACGUGCACUACCAGCAAUCUUUGAUGCUUGCCAAAGUACUCGAGCAAAAGGAUAUUCUCUUCAGACAGCAGACUUAUACAGACGAAGAUCACGGUAUAGCCCAAUCUAGGGCGCAUCUUUACCACUCGUUGGAGAACUUUUUGGACGAUUGUUUCGAGACGUCUUCAUGAUCAGGUAAUCAUCGCGUAAUUGAUCAUCCGUAUAACGUUGGGUGAAGUAAUGAGAUAAAGAAUUUAUACCGAAUGAAAAGAGAAGAAUUUGUUUGUACAUAAAUACUUACAUCACAUAUACCUAUAAAUAUACAUACCAUACACAAUUCUGGCUAGUAUUGUACAUAUGAUAUAGUUAAUGUAUAACAAAUAAUCUUUGACACCUGUGGAAGUGUUCGCGUAAAUUACGAGCCCAGAUAGGAGGUAGAGGGGGGAAAGACUUACCGUUUUAACUUUACAUGUUAUAGCUGUAAAGUAAUUCAGUAUACACACUAUAAUAUGCAUACAUAUAAUAUACAUAACAUAUAAUUGUAUAUAUGUAUAUUACAAAUGGCGUAUAUUUCACUGACACAAGGCUGCAGUGAUCAAGCCGAUUCAAUCAACUAAUAAAUAAAAACGAUAUACGUAACACACACAGACACACGCACACACACUAGCACACACGUACAGUCGUCAAGGUCGAGUAAAUUGAACAGAGAAAAUAGAAAUGUAGAAAUAAUAUUAACAUUGGUAAAAAAAAAAAAAAAAAGAUAAAUCCAAUAACCGUGUGGAUACGAAGACGGAAUUUCCGCAGUUUGUUAUAACGUGAAACCGAUUCCGCUACGGCCUUAGAACUUGAAACCUUCGUUUAACAUUGAAGGUCGUCAAGUAGGUAAUAAACUAAACGUUAACUAGGAUAAAUGAUGAUUAAGUGAAUUUUUUGCGGUGCGUGUUUUAAUAUCUUAGGGCUGUGGGAAAGAGAGUAAUUUUCUUAUUACAAAAUAGUAAAAUAAAAUAAAAUGAGCUAAAAUUAAUGAAUGAAUAAAAUUUUAUCAAAUUUCAUUGUAUAGAGCGUGUUGUUUUACAAACAGCAAACGGGUAACUUUAAUCUUUAUAUCAAAACUUUAAUAUAUUAUAAGUAUAAAUAAAUAAAUAUUGAAAGAUAAAAAUUAUUAUUAAUAAUAAUAAUAAAAUAAUAAUAUUAUUGAAACAUCGCCUCAACUCUACAGAUAAUUUUUCCCUAUAUUAAAAUUGUCGGCACGAUCGUGUGUACAAGAACGCUAUGUAAUGUACAAUCAUUUUUCAAUUCUGAGAAAACUUUCUAGCAGCUAUUUGUCUCGUUGACUACUUUUUUCAUUCUAUCUAACUUUUUUUCAUUCUUAUAUGGUCCUGAUCGACAAAACCGCAUAUCUAUGGGCUAAAAAUAAAAAAAAAGUCGUCGACUUUGGAUCGGCUGCAAAACUUUAUAUGUCGAUCUAAUCAAAAUAUACGUUACCGUGAAUACUACUACUACUACUACUACUACUACUACUACUAAUAAUAAUAAUAAUAAUAAUAGUAAUAAUAAUAAUAGAAAUGAUAAUAAUAAUUGAUAAUAAUUCAUUGUUGUCAACUAUUUGAGGUUUUUAUACAAAGGACCACUGAGCAUUAUCGUAAAAAAGGGUGAGAUUUACAUGGAAAAUAAAUAAACUAUAAUAGUAAUAGUUGAAGUUUAGCUCGUUACCCAAACUUGUAAAUACAAGAAGAGGUACUUAAUUAAAGUACGAAAAGUGCUCUGAGCAUUGUUAAAGUAACUUUAAUAAAUAAGAGUAAG
This is a messenger RNA of Neodiprion virginianus, 4595 nucleotides long. RefSeq names its product venom dipeptidyl peptidase 4. Bases 461 to 2983 code for a protein of 840 amino acids. Gene Ontology annotation, molecular function: serine-type peptidase activity; dipeptidyl-peptidase activity. The transcript is spliced from 16 exons. The record is from RefSeq and is a predicted model, not a curated record. Gene Ontology annotation, biological process: proteolysis. NCBI's taxonomy places the organism in Eukaryota, Metazoa, Arthropoda, Insecta, Hymenoptera, Diprionidae.